Molecule: messenger RNA, 1603 nt
Organism: Linderina pennispora
Lineage: Eukaryota; Fungi; Kickxellomycota; Kickxellomycetes; Kickxellales; Kickxellaceae
Exons: 4
Coding region: 153-1136 (327 amino acids)
Source: RefSeq, a predicted model, not a curated record
AUCCCUUUUCUUUUUAUUCACAGCUACUUUGCAACCUGAGCCCUUUCUCUCUCAAUAUACACUCCCUAUUGCAGAAUUCGUACAUUUAUUCAGAAACCCCUUUCUAGCUCCCGCCUCCAAGAACGCGCGCCUAAUAUUCCCAACUAUCGAAAAUGAAGGUUUCGAUCACCUGUGCUUUGCUUGCCCUUGGUGUCAUCCAGACGGCGCACGCUACUCCUGACAACUAUGCUGUCAACAACAACUACUGGGACGGCUGGGGUAACUGGGGUAACUGGGGUAAUUGGGGCAACGGCGGUGGUGGAAACUACUACACCACUGCGCCCAAUCCGUAUGCGACGACGUCUGUUCGCAACCCGUACGCAACUACCACGCAGAAGCCAUAUGUGACGACAUCCGUUCACAACCCGUACGCAACCACCACGCAGAACCCGUAUGCCACCACCACCCAGAACCCGUAUGCCACCACCACCCAGAACCCGUAUGCCACCACUACGCAGAACCCGUAUGCUACUACAACACGGAAUCCGUAUGCUACCACGACUGUAGCAUAUACAACCAGUGAGAAGUACAAUACCAAAAAGACAAAAACCACGAAGCCAUAUUCGACGGCUCCUGGUUAUACAACCACAUCUGCCCCAGUUUACGUAACAACCCCGUCUCCGUCGGCUCCGGUAUACGAGACCACCACUGCUCCGGUGUACGAGACCACCACCGCUCCGGUGUAUGAGACCACCACGGCUCCUGUCUACGAGACCACCACUGCUCCGGUGUACGAGACCACCACUGCUCCGGUUUACGAGACCACCACUGCUCCUGUCUACGAGACCACCACGGCUCCAGUGUACGAGACUACCACCGCUCCGGUGUAUGAGACCACCACCGCUCCAGUGUACGAGACCACCACCGCUCCAGUGUACGAGACCACCACUGCUCCUGUCUACGAGACCACCACUGCGCCUGUCUACGAGACCACCACUGCUCCGGUGUACGAGACCACCACCGCUCCGGUGUAUGAGACCACCACCGCUCCGGUUUACGAGACCACCACCGCUCCGGUGUACGAGACCACCACGGCUCCAGUUGUACGAGACUACCACUGCUCCGGUGUACGAGACCACCACCGCUCCGGUGUAUGAGACCACCACGGCUCCUGUCUACGAGACCACCACGGCUCCUGUCUACGAGACCACCACGGCUCCAGUGUACGAGACUACCACUGCUCCGGUAUACGAGACCACCACUGCUCCGGUGUACGAGACCACCACUGCUCCAGUGUACGAGACCACCACUGCUCCGGUUUACGAGACCACCACUGCUCCUGUCUACGAGACCACCACCGCUCCGGUGUACGAGACCACCACUGCUCCAGUGUACGAGACCACCACUGCUCCGGUUUACGAGACCACCACUGCUCCUGUCUACGAGACCACCACGGCUCCAGUGUACGAGACCACCACCGCUCCAGUGUACGAGACCACCACCGCUCCUGUCUACGAGACCACCACUGCUCCGGUGUACGAGACCACCACUGCUCCUGUCUACGAGACCACCACCGCUCCUGUCUACGAGACCACCACCGCUCCGGUGUACGAGACCACCACUG